Molecule: messenger RNA, 2714 nt
Organism: Chanos chanos (milkfish)
Lineage: Eukaryota; Metazoa; Chordata; Actinopteri; Gonorynchiformes; Chanidae
Gene: ptdss1a
Product: phosphatidylserine synthase 1a
Exons: 13
Coding region: 171-1571 (466 amino acids)
Biological process (GO): phosphatidylserine biosynthetic process
Molecular function (GO): L-serine-phosphatidylethanolamine phosphatidyltransferase activity
Source: RefSeq, a predicted model, not a curated record
AAUGUCUCUGUUUUCACGAUAAGAUCGUGGACAAAUAGCGUUCAGUUAUUCAUGUUCGUCACUGAGUUUUGUUCUUGUUCACUGAGAACGAUGCGUGCGUUACAAAUACAUCAUUAGUCAAAUGUUGUGCCAGGGUAGAAGGUGAAGAGCAAAGAGUACCCUUGCAAAGCAUGGCGUCGGCGUACGGAUCCCGUACCCUGAGCAAAGACGAUGUCAAUUAUAGACUGCAUUUCCGCAUGAUCAAUGAACAGCAAGUGGAGGAUAUUACCAUUGAAUUCUUCUAUAAGCCACAUACCAUAACUCUUCUAACUUGCACGGUGCUUAGUUUAAUGUACUUUGCAUUUACAAGAGAUGAUGGGAAUCCAGACAGUAAUCUCUGGGUGGGGCUCAUUCUGGUCAUCUCUUUUUUCCUGGUCAUCAGUGUCCUUGCUUUCCCUAACGGUCCAUUUACAAGACCACACCCAGCAAUAUGGCGCAUGGUGUUUGGUCUGAGUGUGUUGUACUUUCUGUUCUUGGUCUUCAUUAUCUUUCUGAACUGGGAACAAGUGAAAAUGCUCAUGUACUGGUUGGACCCCAAUCUUCGUUAUGCUAAACGAGAGGCUGAUAUCAUGGAGUAUGCUGUCAACUGUCAUGUCAUUACCUGGGAGCGAAUCCUCAGUCACUUUGACAUCUUUGCCUUUAGCCAUUUUUGGGGCUGGGGCAUGAAGGCUCUGCUUAUCCGCAGUUAUGGCCUUUGCUGGACCAUCAGCAUCACCUGGGAACUCACUGAGCUGUUCUUCAUGCACCUGCUGCCUAAUUUCGCAGAAUGCUGGUGGGACCAAGUGAUCCUGGAUAUACUUUUGUGUAAUGGUGGUGGUAUCUGGUUGGGUAUGACUGUCUGCCGUUUCCUGGAGAUGCGUACCUACCACUGGGCCAGUAUCAAAGAUAUCCACAGUACUACAGGGAAGAUCAAACGUGCUGUUUUGCAGUUUACCCCAGCUAGCUGGACCUACGUGCGUUGGUUUGACCCUAAGUCUUCCUUCCAACGUGUAACUGGCGUCUACCUUUUUAUGAUCAUCUGGCAGCUGACAGAGUUGAAUACGUUCUUCCUGAAGCACAUUUUUGUGUUUCCCGCGUGCCACGCACUCAGCUGGUGCAGAAUUCUGUUCAUUGGCAUUAUUACAGCCCCCACUGUGCGGCAGUAUUACGCAUACCUUACAGAUACACAGUGUAAAAGAGUUGGGACUCAGUGCUGGGUUUUUGGAGCCAUUGCCUUCCUCGAGGCCCUAGCCUGCAUUAAGUUUGGUCAGGACCUGUUUUCAAAAACACAGAUUCUCUAUGUGAUCUUGUGGCUCUUGUGUGUGGCUUUUAUCACAUUCCUGUGUCUGUACGGGAUGGUUUGGUAUGCAGAGAAUUAUGGGCCAAGGGAGAAGAGCUUUUCAGAGUGUGAGGACAGUGCUUACGUAGAGUCAAGUGACUAUGUGUCUGAGUGUGUUCAAGGGGAGUCUGAACAGGAUAGCACGGCUCCUGCCUACAGACGGAAAGGGAAGGGCUCUGGAAAAAACAAGACCGUCAACGGCCUGGAAAAGUAACAGGAUCCUCCCGGAUACUUCAGUUUUCCUGACGCUCCCACAGAAACGGCAAAGGGGACAGAAAGAAGGAGAGAUUUUAACUUUUGCACAUUUUUAGUUCUCCAAGAUCAUGGAGGGAGACAGAAAAUAGGGAUGAUUCUGUCCACAGUGUAUUACAAUAUCCUUAGAUUUGUUUGUGUAUUAAAAGAGGACAGAUGUAGUAAACACUGCCAUCCGACAGCUGGUCACUACUACUGCUGUAUGCGUGCACCGAUACUCUAUCUCUAAUUUCCAGAUCGCAUGUUUAUUUUAGUUGACAAAACUAAAAAAAAGUUGGCUAACCACAUAGGUCACGUUCAUUUCCAGUCCAGUAUUUUGCUUUCGUUCCUUGACAAAGAGAUCAACCUUUUAGUGUUAACUGUCAGCAGCAUAGAUGAGAUGUUGUACACUUUCAGGAAUUAUGCAUAGAGUGCAAUUUCUUAAAUCAUUCAUAAUUUAUAUUUUUUUACAUGACUGGUAUGGAACAUUUCUAUGUUUUACAAAGCAAGCUUUAUAGAAACCUUUAGUCUGUAACUGGCCCUUUGUUACUGUAUGCAGAGAAAGGGUCGUUUGGAUAUCUUCCUUGACCAGUAUGUCAGUGUGUGUCAUGUCUAUGUGCAGGUCCUUGUUCUUUCUGGUUGUGUCUUUGUGACAUGAACACAGAAUGGAACAUAACCAGGGUUUUAAUGUGAAGCUGAUUUGACAGGAUUGAAGUUUGACUGAUGUGAUUGUGUAUAGUCCUGGCUUUCGGCAAAGCACACAGUUAAAGCACUUUUUUUAGAAUCGCCCUUCACAAACUGUACUUGAUUAUACUGAACAUUUGUAAGGUGUGUGUAUUCUUUUGUUUUGUUGGUCAUAUCAUCACUGUAUUGAGAUAUAACUCAUGGCUGCUAUAGUUUUUUUUUUGAAACUGUAACAGCAAGAGGUGGUCAGUUUUGCACGUGUACAACCUUCAAGUGCACAUCUCAUUGUGUAGUAAAAAAAAAAGUUAGAUUGCUCUAUCAUUUUCUCUAGUGGCAUGUCUUUUGUAAUGGAAGUUGUCCUAGUCUCACUGCUCUCACAGAAAUCAGUAUAAACGCCUCUUGUUUAUCUACAGUGGUAUAAUGUUUUAAUACAAAAAAAAAA